Molecule: messenger RNA, 2201 nt
Organism: Thamnophis elegans (Western terrestrial garter snake)
Lineage: Eukaryota; Metazoa; Chordata; Lepidosauria; Squamata; Natricidae
Product: transmembrane emp24 domain-containing protein 7-like
Exons: 4
Coding region: 198-866 (222 amino acids)
Biological process (GO): intracellular protein transport; Golgi organization; endoplasmic reticulum to Golgi vesicle-mediated transport
Cellular component (GO): Golgi apparatus; endoplasmic reticulum; COPII-coated ER to Golgi transport vesicle
Source: RefSeq, a predicted model, not a curated record
ACACCACGUCUACAAAUGAUCCCUCCCGGAAGUUCUUCGCUCUGGUCUUAGCUAGAAUCCGUUCACUUCCGGGUCACCUUUUCCGUUUUUCGCCCUCCCUUUUCUCGUACGGACACGCCGCAAGUGAAAGCCGGCGCGUCUUCGGCCACCUCGCAGCUUCGCCUCCCGUGCUUGUAGAUCGAGCCCCGGCCUCGGAGAUGUUGCUGCGGCGCUGGCGAGGCCCUGGUGCCUGUGGAGGCUGGUUGGCGGCGGGGCUGCUGCUCUUGCUGCAGCUCAGCGGGUCGGUCCGCGCCUCGGAGAUCACCUUCGAAUUGCCCGAUAAUGCCAAGCAGUGCUUCUAUGAGGAGAUCGUGCAGGGCACCAAAUGUACCUUGGAAUUUCAGGUAAUUACUGGAGGACACUAUGAUGUUGAUUGUCGCUUAGAAGACCCAGAUGGGAUUGUGCUAUAUAAAGAAAUGAAGAAACAGUAUGAUAGUUUUACUUUUACCGCAUCUAGAAAUGGAACAUACAAGUUUUGUUUCAGCAAUGAGUUUUCAACUUUCACACACAAAACAGUUUACUUUGACUUUCAAGUUGGAGAUGACCCACCUCUCUUUCCUAGUGAAAACAGAGUCACUGCACUCACUCAGAUGGAGUCCGCAUGUGUUUCAAUUCAUGAGGCUCUAAAGUCUGUCAUUGAUUAUCAGACACAUUUUCGACUGAGGGAAGCACAAGGCCGUAGCAGAGCAGAAGACUUAAACACGCGGGUGGCUUAUUGGUCAAUAGGCGAAGCCAUCAUUCUACUUGUAGUUAGCAUUGGGCAGGUAUUACUUCUCAAAAGCUUCUUUUCUGACAAAAGAACCACUUCAACUCGUGUUGGAUCAUAACCAGCUUUAAAUCCAUUGUUUGAAAAAUAUAUUAUUAUUUGAAUGAUUUCUAGUUAAAGAACUUAAGUACAGGGAACUUUUUAAAUACCUUUAGCUUUCUCACUUCAAAGUUCUGAAAUUCAUACUUCCAAAAGCUGUCACGGAAAAAAAAGACAGUCUUUUAUUUGUUAUAUAUUUGGGUUUUCUUUCACAUCUGCUGAGAUAUCUAAUGAUUGCUAUUUUUUUUUUUAAAAAAAGAGAGUUGUUUGUAAGUACAUAGUGCUUUAAGAAAAUCCUUUAAGUGGUUAAUUAAAAGAUUGUCCUUAUGAAUGAAAAAAAUCUGACCUUGCAAGUUGAAAUAUUGAAAUGAAAACAAAAACACAUAAUUAACAGUAGUCUCAAAGUCUUGUACUGCACUGUUUUGAGGGUCUAUGGAAAUUCUAGGGUCUUGAAUAAUUUUUUGGGGUGUCUGUAUAUAUAUAUAUAAUUUUACUGUACCAAUUUUAGAGUCCUGGAAAAAACAUUUUUCUGUGCAUUGAAGGGUUAUUGUUUUUGCAUUUUGCUUUUUAAAUUAAAUAAUGGGGGAAAUGCCUUCUAAUUCUUGAAGCUGAGUCUUUGAGGAUUGCUGUUAUUGCUGCCUUGAGAACUAAAUCAGCUUUGAUGCAAACCAUCUAAAUUUUAGGAAUCUGAUGUUUUCACUUGAUAGGACUAAGCAAAAAUGCACUGGUUUAAGUAACUUGCAGUUAAAAUUUAGCUUUGUACUCUCUUUAAUAUUAAAUCAGAGCUGUUCAACUGUAUGCCCUUUAGAUAUUUGUAACUAUAAUUCCAAUAAAUUUUAAAGACAGGUCAGUAAUCAGGAGAGUUACAAUCUAAGAGAUCUGGAGACUACCAUGUUAAAUAAAGGAUUGUAUGGCCAGAAGUGGCUUGAGUGUUUUGGUCUAAAUAAUUGAUUUAUUAAGCAAUGUAUGCAGAUGCUGGAUAUAUGUGAAUUAAUUUGCUGAUUAAACAUUCUAAAUUGAUGGGGGACAGUUUCUCGCGUGUACUUACAUACUGUAUUGCCCUAUCCUACCAGCUUUAUGCUAAGAGGGUAUUUUUUCAAGAACCUUACAAGAUUUGGGAGAAUGAGGGAUUUUGCAAUAUAAUUGCUAGUUCUAUUAUACCUGCUUUCUAAUGUCCCAAAUGCUUUUAUGGGUUUUUAAGGUUGCACACUCUUAUUUCAGAAUACCCAAAAGAAAUUAACAUUACCACCAUAACCAUACACAUUAAAGGUAAAUCUCAUUCCUCUUAGUAAAACUGGAUCUUCUAAAUGGAUAACAAGGCUUGUCUGAGAGGAUGAAGAAAAGUUGUAGUUGCAAA